Molecule: messenger RNA, 843 nt
Organism: Penicillium robsamsonii
Lineage: Eukaryota; Fungi; Ascomycota; Eurotiomycetes; Eurotiales; Aspergillaceae
Exons: 3
Coding region: 1-843 (280 amino acids)
Source: RefSeq, a predicted model, not a curated record
AUGGAGUGUGUGGGCACGCGCAUCCCGUACGCAAAAUGGCGCCUGAGUGCGUUCCAACAAUUGCUAGCAACUUCACAUCAGGCAGUCAAUCGGGGCAUCUCGACCUCGCGACAAUCCGCCCAACUUAAUAAAACGACUCCCGCAGUCUCCUCUUCUCACCCGUCCUCGCUCCGGGACGGAAAAGAUUCGCAAGAGGCGCCCCACGACACAGGAGGAAGCCGAUCUACUCAACAACCCGUGGGCCGUAAUGCUGGCUUCGCCGGCACUGCCACUCUCCAAGAGGGGCGGGAAAAGACCAGCGAUUAUGCGGCUGUUGCCGUUCCGAUGGAAGCACCCACAGGGCCCUGUGACAGCGCACGAAGAGAAAAAAUCAUAUGGUCAGAGAACACGCCAGAAAUCAUGUUACGGAGCAUGAGGGCUGUCGUUGUCAAGAAGCUGAGUGCAGUGCUCGAGAAAUACAAGCGCGUCGGCACCCCCAAUGGGGUCUGGAGGGCUCUGGAUCUAACCGAGUAUUCGGAUGCUGCGCUGAAGGCGGCCCUGGGAGGUUUGGAGCGAUUUGAUCAUAUGCAAUGUGGAGGAGUCCUGCUUCUUGACCCAAAGACGUCUCAAUCGAGUGGCUCUUUGGGCUCGGUGGCCCUCAUACAAAAUGGGUCGAAGGUUCCUGUGUUUGAUCUGACAGUGCUUCUUUCUGAGUCUGAUAUCAACAAUCUCCGUGGAUCCCACGGUCAGUUCCAACACACUGCACUUUUCUUCAGACCAAAGGAUCAGCUUGGUGUUGAUGCGAUGAUAUCCCUCUGGAAAAUCAAACGCCUCCUUGAUAAUGUUGAUCUGACAGAGCGCUGA